AUGAAUGCAAUCUUCCAUGAUAUGAUUGGGAAAUUUAUGGAAGUGUAUAUUGACGAUGUGGUGGUGAAAUCAGCGACAAAGGCGAAACAUCUGGCAGACUUGAGGAGAUCAUUUGAGAGAAUGAGAGCCCAUGGUUUGAAGAUGAACCCACUUAAAUGCGCAUUUGGAGUGACAGCAGGGAACUCUCUAGGGUUCUUGGUGCAUUGGAGGGGUAUUGAGGUCGACAAGAAUAAAGCCAGGACGAUCAUCGAAGCUCAACCACUUCGUAAUAAGAAGGAGUUACAAAAACUGAUUGGUCAAAUCACAUACUUGGAAAGGUUUAUUUCAAACCGUGCUGGGAGGAUCCAUACUUUUUCUCCGCUUUUAAAGCUCAAAUCAGAGGAACACUUUCGAUGGGAAAAACAUCACCAACAUGUGUUUGAAUCAAUCAAGGAAUAUCUUGUUAAUCCUCCUAUCCUCAUGCCGCCAAGGAAGAAGCAGCCGUUGAAGUUAUAUAUUUCAGCUGCAGAUGAGUCAAUCAGAAUCAUAGUGAGGGAAAAAUUGUUGGCGGAGGUCUUUGCAAUCGAGGUGGAAGAGGAUAUAGAGGAGAAUGAUUGGAGAACACCAAUCGUUGAUUUUCUCAAAAAUCCAGACCCUAAGGUUGACAAGAAGCUAAAGAUCAAAUUUCUUAAGUUUGUGAUGAUCGAUGGAGACCUAUUUAGGAAAAGCAUCAAAGAUGACCUACUAUUAAGGUGUGCCAGCAAGAAAGAAGCCAUGAAAGUGAUGGGAGAGGCCCAUGAAGGGAUAUGUGGUGCUCACCAGGCUGGAAUAAAAAUGAAGUGGCUGAUUGGAAGGUAUGCUUAUUACUGGCUCGAGAUGCUUAAAGAUUGCAUCACAUAUGCCAAAGGAUGUCAAGCAUGUCAAAGGCAUGGGCCAAUCCAUAGAGCCCCGGCGAUUGAGUUACAGCCAAUCAUAAAACCAGGGCCUUUUAGAGGCUGGGUUAUGGAUUUGAUAAGGAAAGUUUAUCCACCUUCUUCUAAACAACAUUGUUUUAUCAUUGUGGUAACUGACUACUUUACAAAGUGGGUCGAAGCGGUGCCCAUGAAAUCGGUGCACCAGGAAGAUGUGAUUCGAUUUAUCAAACAACAUAUUAUUCAUAGAUUUGGGAUCCCAGAGUCAAAUCAUGACUGA
Messenger RNA from Cornus florida, 1170 nucleotides. RefSeq lists its product as uncharacterized. The record is from RefSeq and is a predicted model, not a curated record. Gene Ontology annotation, molecular function: nucleic acid binding. The transcript has 2 exons. Bases 1 to 1170 code for a protein of 389 amino acids. Gene Ontology annotation, biological process: DNA integration. Lineage: Eukaryota; Viridiplantae; Streptophyta; Magnoliopsida; Cornales; Cornaceae.